Molecule: messenger RNA, 1119 nt
Organism: Nymphaea colorata (pocket water lily)
Lineage: Eukaryota; Viridiplantae; Streptophyta; Magnoliopsida; Nymphaeales; Nymphaeaceae
Exons: 5
Coding region: 189-881 (230 amino acids)
Molecular function (GO): aminoacyl-tRNA deacylase activity
Source: RefSeq, a predicted model, not a curated record
CCAACCUUCUAAUGCGGAGAAGUCAAAUCCCUCGUCCUCGCCAUUGAGCCCUUGAAAGUAAGAAAGCCUCGUCUCCUCGAAGGCCUUUCGCUCGGCGCAGUUCUUACGCAGAAGUCGAAGAGGACCAUAACCCGAGUCUGCUGCACCGCUGCCCAGAGGCGAGAGACCCGCGGUCCACUCCCCAUUCGAUGGAUUUGGCGGGCUUGGAGACCAGACAACUCUGCCUCCUCCAACGCAUAGCGCGGUUCGAGUCGUCCUUGCUCCCCGAUGGCGCGCGUCCGCAACCUCCGACUCCAUCUCCGGCAGCUUCCACCCUCUCCGCGGCCACCAACACCAUCGAGUCCCAUCUCACUAACAUUCUCCUUUCCAAUGGCGUCACCGACUUCCGAUUCGGACGGGUUCCUGAAGAUUACUACGACAGGACCAUCGAAGAGAGGCGCGACAUUCUCGGCGCCCCGUCUAUCCACCACCUCUGCAAAUCCAUCGUUCUUGUCAAUACUCAAGCUCCAGCUAAUAUAACUGAUUGCAGUGAUCGCAGCAACUCAAAGUACUACGUUGUGGUUAUACAGUAUACUGCUCGAUUUAAUGCUGAGAGUGUGAAGAACUUCUUAUAUUCACUUAACAAUGGGAAGAUACCCAAAAAAAAGAUCAACAUGAGACUUGCUCCUGAGGAAGAGUCAGCAAAGUUGACAGGAUAUGAGCACAACGCAGUGACUCCUCUAGGAAUGAAAACGGAUAUUCCAGUGAUCCUUGAUGAGGCAAUUACGAAGCUUAAUCCUGACUUUUUCUGGUUGGGCGGAGGAGAAGUUGACCUUAAACUGGGGAUCAGGACCUCACAGUUUAUUCAAUUUAUAAAGCCAUUCAUUGUCUCCUGCACAUGAAAUGGGUCUGAAAAGGGGAGAAAGUGCUCUUCUCCAAGGCGGUUCACAGACAGUUUUCUGCAAUCUCUAGAGCUCGGGAAAUCAGGCGAAGGAUGUUUGCUUUUCUUACAGCACGUGGCUCGUUCAUCCUGCUGCAUUUUUUUUAAAUGAUCUUUUUAUGUCCUUAAGGAUGCAUUGAGGAAGACAUUCUUGAAAUGCUUGUCCGUUGAUAAAUUAAAACAAGUAAUUGUUGACGCCA